Molecule: messenger RNA, 1060 nt
Organism: Didymodactylos carnosus
Lineage: Eukaryota; Metazoa; Rotifera; Eurotatoria; Philodinida; Philodinidae
Source: the annotation of a GenBank genome assembly
GCAACAACAAUCGGCUCAGAUUCAUUUUAACAGCUACGCACAAGCUCAUCCACAAACGCAAUUUGUACUAGUUCCUUACGACAAACAAGCUUAUCAAUCGCAACCUCAAUUAUAUCCGGAUCCAUCAAUGUUGAAUUAUGAUUGUCAAAAUGAAGAUGAUAAUAUUGAUGAAAAAACAUUGAAAGACAAUGAAAUCGUAGGAGACGAAAGAAUAACACAGCAAAUGUUGCCAAGUAACACAACACUAGAUCAGCCCUUAUUAAUUUACUCAACGAUACCAGUUGCAACAAAUGCGUGUACUACAAAUGGUUCAUUGUAUCCAAUGCAAUUUCCAGUUUAUUCAACAGGGAAAGAUAUGAAAAAGGCCACAUCUGUAUCGUCACUUUCAUCAUCAUCUUCGUCAGCUAACGGAGGUAUGUGUUCAAUGCCUGAUGGAUCCGAGCAACAAAUGUUUACUUUAUACCAUCCAGUGCCAGCAAAUGCCGCUCAUUUAUUUCCCACAUCACUUCAAAAUGUUUAUUCACCAUACGUUCACACCUAUCAUUCCUUACAGGCCGCACCACCGUCACUUCAUCCUGUCAUUGUUCCACAACCCCCUCCUACUGCUACAACAACUGAACCAUUAAUUAUGGAAGUGAGACAAUUGAGUAAUGCACCAAUUGAUAUUCAAGUUCUGACUCAGUUGAUAAAUACAAAAAAAUUAACUGAUAAUAGUACGAACGAUGAUGAUUCGUCUCUAUCCGAAUUACAACGUCAAGAAGAAAUCGAUGAUGAUAUGGAUAUUGAUGAUAAUAGAACAAUUCAACAAGAACAACAACAGAAUAAUUCUACUGGUGAAUUAUCGGUUGAAAGUAAUUCUCAUAACACGCCAGCGACAUCAACACAACAAUCGAGCUCAAGUCGAAUUAUGUCAAAUGUGUUACAAAUUGUUUAUAGACAAGAGCGUGGAGAAUUUAAUUUGGAUGACAUUACAUGUUAUCUUGCGAAUAGAUGGUCAGAAACUAUUGACAGAUAUACGAAAGGUGAUCCAAAUAUUUUAUAUAUUAGUGGUGAUGCAUGA